This is a messenger RNA of Saccostrea echinata, 1523 nucleotides long. RefSeq names its product beclin-1-like. Gene Ontology annotation, biological process: late endosome to vacuole transport; autophagosome assembly; cellular response to nitrogen starvation. NCBI's taxonomy places the organism in Eukaryota, Metazoa, Mollusca, Bivalvia, Ostreida, Ostreidae. Bases 90 to 1418 code for a protein of 442 amino acids. Gene Ontology annotation, cellular component: phagophore assembly site; phosphatidylinositol 3-kinase complex, class III, type I; phosphatidylinositol 3-kinase complex, class III, type II. The transcript is spliced from 16 exons. The record is from RefSeq and is a predicted model, not a curated record.
UCUUAGAUCACUGUGAGUGUGAAAGAAUCUGCCUUUUUAUCUGGACAGACAUGAAAAAUUCUCUAUUUUAUGGUAAAUUUGAGUAACCCAUGGCCACAAGUAAAGUGGAAAGUAAAUCGGGGACAACCCAUGUAAGUUUUGUGUGCCAGAGAUGUCGUCAACCUCUCAAACUUGACCACAGUUUUAAUACGUUAGAUCGACAAUUGCUUGCUGAACUUGCAGCACCUUUCACUGCUGUGCAUACCAAUGAAGAUGAGCUGGAUAUUAUCUCAAAACCUGUAUCGGAAGAAGUUAAAGUGGAUGAAAACUAUUCAAAAAGAGACAUAACAAGUACAUCUCAACAAGAUGAAGAUGCUGGUGAUUUCCUCCUUUUGGGGGAAACAAGCCCCGGGAACAUGGACAAUCUUAGUCACAGAAUACGGGUUUCCAGUGCACUGUUUGAUGUCAUGUCAGGUCAGUCAGAGAUUGAUCAUCCACUUUGUGAGGAGUGUACAGACAACCUGCUGGAUCAGUUAGAUAACCAGUUAAAGAUCACAGAGGAUGAAUGUAAAGAUUACAGAGAAUUUCUUGAAAAUUUGGAUAACUUAAGCACUGAAAAGGAUGAUACUAAUUUGGAUGAAGAGUUAAAACAGCUUCAAGCAGAGGAACAGUCUCUGAGGCAGCAGUUAGAGAGCUUAGAGAGAGAACAGCAGCAGACGGAGGCCAUACUAGAGAAGGAAAGAGAGAUCAGUCAUAAACUGGAGGAGGAGGAGGACAGGUAUUGGAAAGAAUACAAUGAGUAUAAAAGACAGGUGCAGGAACUCGAAGAUGAACAAAGAAGUGUUGACAACCAACUAAAAUAUGCACAGACACAACUGGACAAGUUAAAGAAAACCAAUGUGUUCAAUACCACCUUCCAUAUAUGGCAUAGUGGUCAUUUUGGGACCAUUAAUAAUUUCCGUCUUGGAAGGCUACCUAGUGUUCCUGUUGACUGGAAUGAAAUAAAUGCUGCCUGGGGUCAGACAGUCUUACUUUUGAAUUCACUGGCUAAAAAAAUGAAUUUAAUAUUCCAAAGGUACCGGUUAGUUCCAUAUGGGAACCACUCAUACCUAGAGUCUUUAUCAGACAAAUCUAAAGAGCUGCCAUUGUAUGGAUCGGGUGGCUUUAGGUUCUUCUGGGACACAAAAUUUGAUCAAGCUAUGGUAGCCUUCUUAGACUGCUUACAACAGUUUAAGGAAGAGGUAGAGAAGGGGGACACAGGGUUUUGUUUACCAUACAAGAUGGAGAAAGGGAAAAUAGAGGAUAGCAGCACAGGGACAUCAUACUCAAUCAAAAUUCAGUUCAACUCUGAAGAACAGUGGACUAAAGCUCUUAAGUACAUGUUAACAAACUUGAAGUGGGGCCUGGCAUGGGUGUCUUCACAGUUUGCCAACAAGUGAUAAUCAGCUGUGAUAUUUCUUGACUUUUUUGAUAUUGUAUAUUUAUUGAAUUUAUUCAAAAACAAAGAAUGAGAUAAAUAAUAAAACCAAUUCUGAAAACUUUAA